CCUCGCCUUCGCCAACUACGCCAAAGAUGACUUACACAAACGGAAGUGCAAACGGGCACAAUGGACAUGCCGGCGCGCCCACACCCGCUGCAACCCGGCUCCGCAAGAUGCUCACGGAAACCGAUGAAUUGAUUGUCAUGCCCGGCGUCUACGAUGGCUUCAGCGCGAGAAUUGCGUUGGAAGUUGGAUUCGAUGGUCUCUACAUGGUAAGCACCUGCUAUGAAGACUGGCGCCGGAACAUGUGCUUCCAAGCUUGGCCAGCCAGACCUGGGCUUUGCCUCCCUCAACGACAUGAGAGAGCAUGCCGAAAUGAUUGCCAACCUGGACCCCCGCGUCCCUCUCAUUGCUGACGCUGACACGGGCUACGGCGGGCCCAACAUGGUUGCUCGCACGGUGGCGCAGUACCAUCGCAGUGGUGUCGCCGGUCUGCACAUUGAGGACCAGAUCCAGACCAAGCGCUGCGGCCACCUUGGGGGCAAAGAAGUUGUCAGCGUUGACGUCUUUCGGCAGCGCAUCAGUGCUGCUGCUGCCGCCCGCGAGAGGCUGGCGUCUGACAUUGUCAUCAUUGCCCGGACGGAUGCCCUGCAGACAGAUGGCUUCGACGAGGCCAUCCGUAGGCUCAAGGCUGCCGUCGCUGCUGGUGCUGAUGUCGCAUUCCUUGAGGGCGUGACCACCAAGGAAGAGGCCCGAGAGGUGUGCCGAUCGCUCGCACCGACCCCGGUUCUCUUGAACAUGGUCGAGAAUGGAGCUACACCAUCCUGGACCGUGGCUGAAGCUAAGGAGCUGGGCUUCAGAAUCAUCAUUUAUCCCUUUGCAGCUCUCGCCCCCGCAUAUGAAGCCAUUCGCAGCACAUACUUGCGGAUCAAGGAGACUGGUGUCACAGGCAUUGACCCGACUUUUACCCCCAAGAAGCUGUUCACGGUCGUAGGCUUGAAGGAAGCGACUGCGGUGGAUGUGGCAGCCGGAGGGCAGCUGUACGAAAAGGUGUAAAAUCAUCCUGGCCAUCCCAUAUUGAAGCCGUCUGCAAGGCUACUCAAAUGAUCAAACAUCAUGGCAUCUUGCAUAUCUUCGGAACUGAACAGCG
Trichoderma citrinoviride is the source of this 1084-nucleotide messenger RNA. RefSeq names its product Phosphoenolpyruvate/pyruvate domain-containing protein. The transcript has 3 exons. Gene Ontology annotation, molecular function: catalytic activity. The record is from RefSeq and is a predicted model, not a curated record. The coding region runs from base 292 to 990 and encodes 232 amino acids. Lineage: Eukaryota; Fungi; Ascomycota; Sordariomycetes; Hypocreales; Hypocreaceae.